This is a messenger RNA of Centruroides sculpturatus (bark scorpion), 764 nucleotides long. RefSeq lists its product as uncharacterized. The record is from RefSeq and is a predicted model, not a curated record. Bases 129 to 641 code for a protein of 170 amino acids. The transcript has 6 exons. NCBI's taxonomy places the organism in Eukaryota, Metazoa, Arthropoda, Arachnida, Scorpiones, Buthidae.
GAUCUCAGUAACUUCCUUAAUAAUUAAUUAACGGUGAUAGAUUGCGUUACGUAGCACCAAGCUCAUCUUUAAAUUCUUUGCCCGUGAUCAAUUUUUGCAUAUUAGUGACGGAGAACGCUGGAGGAAAGAUGUACGUCACCAUACCAUCCUACGAUACAAAGAAAUCUGCUUAUGCCUGCGCGUUAUAUACAGUGUUUAUAAAAAUUGUAUCCAUAGGGACGGCAUUAUACUUGGUGUGCGCUUCCGAAGACGUAAUUACUAAACUAAAGAAUUUUGAUGGGCACGAUCUUAAAAUUAACAAACCGUUUUAUUAUUAUUCUUUCAUACAUUGCUCAUUUUAUCUUCUAACUGGCAUCAUUUUGUUUGUUGGCGUCAAAAAGGAGAAACCACUAUUCUUACUCAUACAUAUAUGGGCAACUAUCAUAGACAUAGCUAUGAAAUUUAUAUUGCUUACAGUGCUUAUAAAUUCUGGAAUUACAGAAACUGUCCCAAGAAUGUUAGUGGCUUUUGGAUUGCUGUUACCGUUAUUGACUAUCUUGGUAUAUGAAAUUUUAAUAGUGGCUUCUCACUAUCACUAUCUCACCACACGGAAGACCAAAGAUGAUCAGUUUGUGAUGAAGAAUAAAGCUCGAGAAAAUUAGCUAUAAAUAAUAAAUGACAGAUUUUUGAAUAAGAAUGAAAGACUAAUUACAUAUGUUUAAAUAAUAAUAUUUUUUACAAAGUAUCUAUUGAUUACGGUAAAAUUUAUUAUGUUAUAACUGAUG